This is a messenger RNA of Synchiropus splendidus (mandarinfish), 5083 nucleotides long. RefSeq names its product B-cell receptor CD22. The transcript is spliced from 18 exons. NCBI's taxonomy places the organism in Eukaryota, Metazoa, Chordata, Actinopteri, Syngnathiformes, Callionymidae. The record is from RefSeq and is a predicted model, not a curated record. The coding region runs from base 2098 to 4059 and encodes 653 amino acids.
CCAACAGACGUGAUUUUGGUUUAGAAUUUAACCAUGCGUGUCUCUGUUGUUAACAACCCAUCAGUCUUUAUUGUUGAGCGCUGCAUAGAUGCGACGCAAUAAAAAAAAAAAGAUGCCCCAAAAGUGAUUUAUUGCUGUUAUUUGUACGUAGUUCCCUUUUUGCCCAGCCCCCACAGGAUUGUGAUCAUUUUACAUGGUAGCAAAGAUGGAGUUUAUCAGAGAAAAAAAAAAAAAAAUCAACAUCCACAAAUCCAUCCAUUUUAUUCCUCUAUUCUAAGGUAAGGUCACAGGGGCAGCAUCAGUAGCUAAGCGGCCCAGAAAUCCCACCUUUUCUGAGUGAAUACUGAGGCGUAUACUGUGAAGAAACAUACUCUUCAGUGGGUCCUGGGCUAAACUCCUUGUGAGGGAAGUCAAGUUCCUCCUCGAGUGGCCUCUUUCAAUGUCCAGAAACAGCUAUUCUUCAAUCCUCUAAUGUCCUCUCUCUUGGAGCUGCAUUUUUUUUCUUUCAUGAAAUGCAUUAACUCCUCCACCUGGGGUCGGAUUUGUUUCAGCCACUUGGACACCAGAGACUUUCGGCCUCAUACCGUAUCCUUUACACUAGAAGGUCUCCACAUCAUCGGCAAAAAGCAUGAAUGAGAUAAUGAUGUCACCAAACCGCAGACUCUCUCCAGCCGGGCUGCUUUGACUUAUGACCAGCAAUAUGGACCAGGCUCUGACAACAGUCACAUUGGGAACUGAAUAAUGGCGAAGCAACAAACUGACAUAAAAGUGACUGAGGUCUUUAACGCUGAUUCAAUAUGUGCAACAAAACAAGUGAAAUGGAAAACCAAAGAACAAGAGCUCUUCUUGGAAACAAAAAACAGGUUUAUAACUUUAAAAUCUGUUUACAAUAAAAAUAUAAACAUAAAGACAUCAAAAAUCAUCCCAGAAGAAUUGACCUUGUUAAAUCGGAUCUGCUUGUACAAUAAUUCUAUUUAUGUUUUACGAGGUGCUUGGUAUCGUUAUUAUACAGUUGUGGUUCGGUUUCAAAGCCAUCAUGUUUUCUGCUAUAAACUCUUCUCUGGCAAUCCCUCUACACAGCAGAUGGAUCAGCACCAAACCCUGGUCUGACUGCAGACUCACUGGUGAAAUGGAUUGUACCAUUUAUUAGACUGGAAUGAAACUAAAUAAGAAACUAUGUAGUGAUCAUCUAGACAAUGGGUGUGUUUGCCUUCACAAAAAUAGCCUUGAAAUAUUGCCUCUCCAGAGCUCAUAUAGUGUGUGUUAUUACCCAUCUUUAGCCCAUGAUACGUAGCUGUAAAUAUUUCAAUUAAUUCAUGUGCUUUGGCAAGGUCUCUGUUUGCUCUGGCGCCUCCCUUACAACAUGAUCUGGAGGAAUCCUUCCUGUUGGAGGAGACAAAUGUCAUUGUUUAUGCAGUCAGCAGAAAAAAAAAAGGUUUUCUUUGAAAGAUUAUUAGUGACUGUCAUCCUGUCACGGUAGCAAAGAGAAGACACAUCAGCUGGGCGGUGUGCCGAACUUGGCCCAGCAUCACUGAUGGUCAGCUUAUUAUUGUGAUAACAUUCUUCUGCACAUCGCAGUCACCUUCCUGUAACAGCAGCCACACAAUGCUGGAGCACUCACUGCACCUUUUCACUUUGUAUCUGGCAAACAACAACAUCCCUCUACUUCCAUGGCACGAGGUUUGCCAACACCUUUCAGAUCAACCGCUUGUGUUGGUCAUCAUUUUCCGUUUGGACCUCAUCUUUCUUUCAUAGCCAGCUGCCUUAACUGUUCUCUAUUUUGUGUGUUUUCUUCACUGAGCGUUGGCCAACAUAAGUUUGUGAAAUAUCUUAUACAAUGCUGAUUUUUGUUUUUACAGGUGGUGCAUUUUCAAAGGAGUUGGGUGUGUUGUUUAAUUUUACUUAUUUAUGUGUGUCAUUUUUAGUCCACUUGCUGUCAUCCAUAUUCAUGGGUGUGAUUCUGCCUCCUUCACCCCCCUCCCACUUCUGUCCCUCCCACCUCGAACCACCUGAUUCAGAUCACUAUACAUCCACCGUCCUAGUGGCAGUCACCUCCAUCCAUCACAAGUCUUGUUUGUCACUAACUGAUCCAAGUGAAUGAAGGUAGACGUGGUGUCAGCGGAGAUGUUGGCAGGUGUGCUAGGUCUGGGCAUCAUCCUUUCAGCUUUACCAGGUAUCCAGAGCAGGUGGAGUGUGUCGUUUUCAAGGAGAGAAAUCUGUGUGUGGGCAGGAACGACUGUCACUCUGCCAUGUCGCUAUGACCAUCCGUCAGGCCACACUGUGAAGCGAGUCAUGUGGUUCCGUGUGUCCAGUGAGGGACGGAGGGAUUUCAGCCACCACUCGGACCCAAACCAGAUCAGCCUGUCCUACAGAGGACGCACACGAUACGUUGGGGGCAACUACUACAGCUGCUCAGUCCAGAUUCGAGGUGUCCGGCUCAGUGAUGCAGGCCACUAUUACUUCAGGUUUGAAACUGACCAGCCAAUGGGCAGGUGGACAUCUGCAGACACCAUCAACCUUAUUGUCACAGAUUUGCAGGUCCAGCUGCAUCCGGUGCGGACAGCCAACAUGUAUGGAUCGGGGGAAACUGUGUUUGUAGGCUGCCAGGCCAGUGGUUGUGCUGCUCCGGGGCGAAGCCUUGCUCUGUACAGGAACGGCCUGAACCUCGGCUCCUAUGAGAAGUGGAUGACAAUCAGCCGCUUUGACAAACAGCACGCUGGCGUGUACACGUGUCGACCAGUUCCACCUCAGAAUGUCCAGUCCCCGCCAGUUUCUGUGUCCCUGGGCUAUGCUCCUCGCUUCACCACCAUCACGGUCUAUCCACCCGGAGAGGUGACUGAGGGAGGGGAGGUCACACUGACCUGCAACAGUGAAGCAGCUCCACCUGUGGAGAGCUUUGCGUGGUUUAAAGAUUUGGACAGUGGCAGUGUCCCGGACAAUUUUCAGUCUCAGCUCUUCCUGUCCAGUCUGAGAUACACUGACCAAGGAGAAUAUUACUGCGUAGCACGGAACUCGCUGGGAACUCACCGCUCCAAAUCUUUGCUACUAAAUGUCACAUAUGCUCCGAAGAACACCCGCGUGGUGCUGAGUCCACUUGGUGACAUCAGAGAGGGCUUCUUUGUCAACCUGAGUUGUGCCAGUCACGCCAACCCCCCCGCCAACAGAUUUGCUUGGUUCCGUAUCCUGGGCGACCAGGUGCUGGCGAGGGGAACGUACCAGAACCUGACAUUCCCAUCAGUGCGAGCCCACCACACUGGUUAUUACUACUGCAGAGCCUGGAACCGUUUGGGAUCCCAAACCUCUCACACUGCUACCCUCACUGUGCUGUACCCCCCAAAGAACACUUCAGUCCUGGCUCGCCCCUCCAGCGUGGUGGAUGCGGGCCGACCGUUGACCCUGACCUGCAGCAGCCAGGCCAACCCAGCCGUGGACAACUUCACAUGGCACCGCUUAACUCCGGACGGGGGCUCUGUACAAUCAUGGGCGACCCGCUCCGGUCCUGUCUACACGUUCUCAGAGGUGGGCCCGGGAGAGAGCGGCCAGUACUACUGCGAGGCCCGGAAUCGAAUUGGAGCGCACAACUCGCCUGUCCUCACCGUUCGAGUCCGAGGUCGACUGAAGGUCAUAGCCCUGGCGUCGGCAGUGGGCGUGUCUGCCGCACUCAUCACCCUAACUGUGGCUGUUAUGAUCAGUAAAAACAUGCACAAAGUUGAGAUGGAGUCUGCUCAAGCUGCACUACAGCAGCCAUUGGAUACAGCUGACAGAAGGUUUGAUGAGUCAGACCGGCAACCUGUCCCGGUGCGAAGGAUGGCUGACAUACCAGAAGAGCCGGAGGAGUCAAGUGACAACGCUCAUCCCGCCAUAGUUCCUCUUCAAGAGGCUCCUCCGGUCGUAGAGGGUCACUUCGACAACCCUGUGUCUCACCACAACUGCGUGCAGCACCCCAAAAUGUCCAGGGAGGAAGUGCAGAUCCACCAUACGCCACUAGUGGGCGAUCGAAAACCAAAAGACUCCCCUAAAGUUGUUUACAGUCUGCUGACCCAACCUCUUCGCUUCUGACCAGACACACAUGAGCAAGCCACAAGUAAGUUUUCGGGCUUAAAAAAUGUCAGCACGGUGAGACCCAAACAGUCAUGUAGUGAAGUGUGGAUUAUCAUGUGUCAGUCAGUGUCCUGUAGUGACAGGUCAUGUUUGGUUCUCUUUUUGAGGCUAAAUCUGCCUUAAGGAAGUGGAGGCAGCGAACCAGAAAUGGGUUCAUGAGCAGAGGGUCACUGAUGCAUUGAGGGAUUCAUCAAGCAUCUGCUGAACCCCUGAACUUUAAAUUCCAAGGCUUCGUGAUGCAAUCACUUUUAGUCACAUGUUAACGCUUGUAUUCUGCGAAAUAGUUUUGGUUGGUUAGUGAUGCAAGAAAUGAGGAAUUACUGUAAACUUGUCAGAUUAAUGUGGUUCACGACCAAACACAGUGGCUCACCAAGUGUCAAGAGAUAAAAAUCGAUCUUGUUUCACAACACUUUUUUUUAGCAGACUACAUUACUUGCUGCCUCAAAAGUCAGUCUGAAGUUUAGAAAUUGUUUGUAGUCCUGUGUUUUUUUUCCUUCCAAAUCUUCCUGUCAGAGUCAACCUCACAGUCUUCGUCGGUGAAUCAGUCACUUUGCUCCCAUCCAGCCGAAGCGGACGGGAAGUCGAGGGGUGGGGUGGGGGGCGCUCUCUGGAGAUGACCGUGCUGUUCUGGAUCGCCUGUGCUUCAUCAGACCAUUGAGGCCACAUGUGGGCCCGCUGCUGGCUGGGUCUCCGCUCAGCUCCUUCCACUGCAUGUACCUCCCUAAAAUCCUCUGCAGCUAAACCACAGGACCGUCCGAGUGUUUUGUAAAAAUAUGCCUGCAUCCUGAUUCCAGAAAUAAGGUGACACGUCACUUACCUGUCGGCUGCACGAUGGCUGCCUCACCGCUGAUCUGUUUUGUAUUCAGUCGGGAUGAGAGAAAUAAAAAAAAACCCAUUAUGCCUUAUUUUCCUUCAUAGCAGUUUCCAGUCCCCACAAAACAUUUUAUUAAUAAUAUUAUUAUUAUUGAAUAUUUCAGUUGUG